Messenger RNA from Schizophyllum commune H4-8, 762 nucleotides. RefSeq lists its product as uncharacterized. Lineage: Eukaryota; Fungi; Basidiomycota; Agaricomycetes; Agaricales; Schizophyllaceae. The transcript has a single exon. The record is from RefSeq and is a predicted model, not a curated record. Bases 84 to 620 code for a protein of 178 amino acids.
CCCUACUUUUCUUCAUCGCGGCGCCGAAUCUGACUACGCUCAGCUUGGACAACGUCGGCGGUCCCUACCCCGCCGAACGUCCGAUGGACUUCCAAUGCGCGCUGCAUAAGCCGAGCACCUUGCUUGAUCAUCUCGACAACUGCCCCCACCUUCGCUCCCUGACCCAGAACUGUACCAUGCUUGACCUCGAUCUCUUUCUACGCUGCCUGCGUUGCUUGCCGUCCUCACGAAUCUAUAGGUCACUAGCGCUGACUUCCGACAUGCACCUCGCUCUAUCGGUGGUCCACACGCUCAAACGCGACUCUGCCGUGCCUUCGUCCAUAGCGCUCCUCUCCCGCCUGACGACCCUGAUGUUAGCGAGCGAGCACAAGAGCUCGAUCGCUUUCAGACGCGCCUUUGUUACCGCGGUGCGCUCGAGGAUCAUCCUUAUGACAGUUGGAAUCGAGCAACUUAGUUGCCUCACUGCUUGCUACUCAAUAACGCCUGGCGCAAGCGCAGUAGGAGGGCGAGUUGACACAACGCUGGAGCGGGUUCAGGAGAGGCUAUGGCCUUGGGGGCCAAGAAGUGGACCAUCCCAGUCUACUAGUCCGAGAGAAGGGGGAAUGGCGUCGCGGAUCUGAACACUGAAGCAGCGGAGGGACGAGCCAUCACGGCGGUUGAAGAGGAAAUCCAGUGGGCGGGGCGGAAGGCAGGCUGUUUUUUGGCAGGGUCUCUUGAACGAGGUGAUAUGACCCCAGCGCGAGUUCGUACUGUAUAUAGAUU